This is a messenger RNA of Adineta ricciae, 1092 nucleotides long. NCBI's taxonomy places the organism in Eukaryota, Metazoa, Rotifera, Eurotatoria, Adinetida, Adinetidae. The record is from the annotation of a GenBank genome assembly.
AUGGACGUAGAUAUUCUGAGUUCAGAAAACGCGAAGUGUUUAAUUAACAAAAGUAUCAAAUCAUCCGGUUUAACAUGUUUAGUAUGCGGUAGUCCAGCCACCGGUUUUAACUUUUCGGUGAUCACCUGCAUGUGUUGCAAAGCUUUUUUUCGCCGCAACGCUUUGUAUGGUUUACAUUCGUAUCAAUGUCGUUACUCAACGGGAGAAUGCACAAUCAAUAUGCUGACACGUCGUGAUUGUUCGUAUUGUCGAUUGAAAAAAUGCUUUCAAGUCGGGAUGAAAAAGGAGCUGAUUCUUACAGAUGACGUCAAACGAUUGAAACGUGAAAAGAUUCUCGCCAAUAGAAAAUUAACUAUAUCCAAUGGUCUUGACCUAUGUGCAUACAAGAAUUUUCUAAGUGGAGAUGAUUCCAUUCUCUUACGAAAUAUCUCGAAUGUUUAUGAAGAACAUUGUCGCUUGCCGAUUAUGUCGUACGAAAAACGUGAAUAUGAACUUACUUGUCAACAGCCUCUGAAGACUCGGAUCAAAUCUCAACAUUACCUUGAGUCAUUUCAAAAACAUUGUUCUUCGUUGAACAACUUCUUUCAACAUUUACCUGAUCUACAAGAAUUUUCUCCUGACGAACAAAAAAGACUACUUUCACAUAAUUCGCGAUUUCUAAUGCGACUAAAUUCAGUCGAAACUCUCGACGAUUCGUUUCCGCUAUGGGGUGCAGCGCGUCUUCUAAUCGAAAUUAUGUACGGCAAAUCAAUCAUGGACAAUGUCGAUCAGUGUCUACAUCAGGUUCGCUUUUACCUCAACGACUCACGAUGUACACAACUAAUGUUAAUCGUUUUACUCUUUUCAACAUCGAUCAAUUAUCAGGGAAAUCUAAAUACGCUAGUUCUGUACAAGCUUCAGGAGAAGUAUGUGCAUUUAUUAUGGUCGUAUUUGGAACGACGAUAUGGAUCGGUGGGUGCCUGUGAAAAGUUCUCUUUAAUCAUCCGCUAUUGCCUUCGUUUGCAAGCGAUUGGUCAUUUAAUGGAAGUGAAAAUUCAUGAUGUUCAAUGGCAAGACAUUCUCCUCUCCACACAAAAAAUAAAUAUUGAGUGA